AUGGUUCUUUUCGAAGGCAGCCUUCAAUUCAACCACCAAGACCACGUUCUAAUCCAUCUCCAAGGUCACCUCCACCAAGACCACGUCCUAAUCCAUCUCCAAGGUCACCUCCACCAAGACCACGUCCUAAUCCAUGUCCAAGGUCAUCUCCACCAAGACCACGUCCUUAUCCAUCUCCUAGGUCACCUUCGCCAAGACCACCAAGACCACGUCCUAAUCCAUCUCCUAGGUCAACUCCACCAAGACCACGUCCUAUUCCAUCUCCAAUGUCACUUCCACCAAGACCACGUCCUCAUCAAUCUCCAUGGUCACCUCCACCAAGACCACGCCCUAAUCCAUCUCCUAGGUCACCUCCACCAAGACCACCAAGACCACGUCCUAAUCCAUCUCCUAUGGCCACAUUUACCAAGACCACGUCCUAAUUCAUCUCCUAGAUCACCUCCACCAAGACCACGUCCUAAUCCAUCUCUUAGGUCACCUCCACCAAGACCACGUCCUAAUCCAUCUCUUAGGUCACCUCCACCAAGACCACGCCCUAAUCCAUCUGCUAGGUCACCUCCACCAAGACCACCAAGACCACGUCCUAAUCCAUCUCCUAUGGUCACCUUUACCAAGACCACGUCCUAA
Magallana angulata is the source of this 627-nucleotide messenger RNA. RefSeq lists its product as uncharacterized. The transcript is spliced from 2 exons. NCBI's taxonomy places the organism in Eukaryota, Metazoa, Mollusca, Bivalvia, Ostreida, Ostreidae. The record is from RefSeq and is a predicted model, not a curated record. Bases 1 to 627 code for a protein of 208 amino acids.